This is a messenger RNA of Micromonas commoda, 2115 nucleotides long. RefSeq lists its product with no specific name. NCBI's taxonomy places the organism in Eukaryota, Viridiplantae, Chlorophyta, Mamiellophyceae, Mamiellales, Mamiellaceae. Gene Ontology annotation, biological process: canonical NF-kappaB signal transduction. The coding region runs from base 1 to 2115 and encodes 704 amino acids. The record is from RefSeq and is a predicted model, not a curated record. The transcript is spliced from 2 exons.
AUGGCCGACGUCUGGUGCUUCAACGUUGACGCCAAGUUCGAGCGCAAUGGCAUCGUGAGCAGCAAUACGCUCAAGCACGUCGAGCUCAUCGACGCCUCGCGCGACAAGGAGAACGCGCGCGCGGGGAUGAACCACAAGGUGGACGACCUCAACGCAUCCGCCAAGAGACAGUGGGUGCUCCGCUUCGGCGGCGACAAGGCGGCGAACGACAUGUCCGUCGGGCACAUCAAGGCCAUCUACGGCAAGCAGGUCAAGGAGGGUAAGCUCACCAUCGAGGACAAGGCCAACGUCAAGGUUCUCAUCCAGGCCCUGCCCGCCGAGUGCGCGAGACUCAUGAAGACCCUCACCACCCUCAAGGGCCAAGCCCCGGCGCAACAGAAGGUGUUCCUCGCGACGCUCGGGUGCUGCGUCAAGUGCGAGGCCAAGGUUGCGGAAAAGAAAGCCAAGCACGAGGAGAAGCAGCGCAAGCUCAUCACCGCGCAGCUGGAGCAGGCGGAGCACGAGCUCGCCAAGAAGCGAAAGCGCGAGCAGGCGGAGAAGGAGCGAGAAGCUGCUAAAGCCGCCAAGCUCUCGGCGCAGCUCGAACGCGUGGAGCGAAUGAAGGCGGAGAAGGAGGAGAUGGAGAGCGUCGUGGAGGCGAAGCGACUGAAGAUCGAGGAGGAGAAGCGGAACGCGUCGGCGCUCGUGGAGGAGCUGCGCGAGGAGAAGGACGCGCUGGCGGAGGCUCGCAGGGCGCUCAAAGAGGAGAAGAAGGCUCUCGACGCCGAACAAAAAGAGAUCGAGACGCUCAAGACUCGGAUCGAGUCCGAGCGUCGCAGGUGCGAGCGGGACCAGGAGAAGCUCAACGCGCAGCUCGACGCCGCGAAGGCUACCGCGGCGUCUCUGGAAACCGCCCGGAAGGCUGUCGAGAAGGAAUCCGCGUCCCUCGAGAAGGAGCGCGAACGGCGCGAGACGGAAGCCGUCAAGCUCGAGGAGCAGGUGAAGGCGACGGAGGCGAAACGCGCGGCUUGGAACGAGGCUCGAAAGUUCAAGGAGGAGGAGCAGGCGUGGAAGCAGGCGGCCGCCGAGCGCAGGCGCCAGGAGGCGGCGGCGAAGCGCGAGGAGGCGGUGAAGCGGAAAGCCGAGCGCGACGCGGCGACGGCGGCGAAGAUGGAGGAGAAGCGACGCAAGAUGGAGGAGUGGCGCGCCGAGUACGAGCGAUGGCAACGGCACGGAGAGGCGGGCACGUCGCCGCCGCCUCGGCCGGACCAGUCGUCGUCGCCGUCGGGCUUUUACGGCACCGGCGGCGGCGGCGGCGGCGGCGGCGCCGGCGGUUUCACCGGCGGCGCCUCCACCGCGCCGAGGACCAAGUCCCAGCCCCCGAAGCAAAAGAAGAAACCCAUCCUCGACGACGACGACGACGACGACGACGCGGACGAUAACCGGGCGAACGACGACGACGACCUCACAUCCAACGACAACACCAACACCAACACCAACACCAACACCAAGCAGCCCGAUUUCGACGCCGCCGCCGACCCCCCGCUGCAGGAGGAGGACGAGGACCCGACCGUCGCCGCUCGCCGCGCCGAUCUCGAGCGGAAGCGAACGGAGGAGCUUCAACGCCAAGCGAGGGAGCGAUCCGCGCGGGAAGAGGCGGACCGUAAGCUCAAGGAGCUCGAGGCGAGACGCGCCAAGACGAAGAAGGCGCAGAAGGAGAUGAUGGACGAGCUGCGGCGCAAGCAGGAGGAGGAGGUUGCGCACCGCGAGCAUCAGCAGAGGAAGACGGCGGCCGAGGCUAAGAUUCGCCAAAAAGCCGCAUCCAUCACGCUCGCGACCGCCACCGACGCCAUCUACGAAGCGCACGUCGCCGCGUACGACCGGCUUCGUUCGAUGGAUUCCAUCACCGAGGCUGCCAUCCCGUGGCCGAUACCGUCCAACGUGUUGCUCCUCACCCCGCGGGACGACGCGGCUGCGCGGAAGAAGAAGAUUGUCCGAGCGAUAUCCAGGUGGCAUCCGGACAAGUUCAACGCGGCGUUCGGCGCCAAGCUCGUCGACACGGAGCGCGACGCGAUCAUGGCGCGGGUUCGAUCCGUGUCCGACGCGGUGAUCGAGCUCAGGCAGGUGUUCAACUAG